Molecule: messenger RNA, 1509 nt
Organism: Hordeum vulgare subsp. vulgare (domesticated barley)
Lineage: Eukaryota; Viridiplantae; Streptophyta; Magnoliopsida; Poales; Poaceae
Product: S-adenosylmethionine decarboxylase proenzyme-like
Exons: 1
Coding region: 119-1288 (389 amino acids)
Biological process (GO): spermine biosynthetic process; spermidine biosynthetic process
Cellular component (GO): cytosol
Molecular function (GO): adenosylmethionine decarboxylase activity
Source: RefSeq, a predicted model, not a curated record
CCCAUUCUAAUUGCUUAGAGUUCCCUUCUGCUUUCAAUUCAUCUUCCUAAAAUUUCUAUGGCUAGCUGCUUCUGUCUGACCACCAAAGCCUUUCCUCCUCUACCAACCUUCUGAAGCAAUGGCUGUCUCUGCCAUUGGGUUUGAGGGAUAUGAGAAGCGCCUAGAGAUCACUUUCUCUGAAGCGUCAGUCUUCACUGACCCCAAUGGCAGGGGAUUGCGUGCUCUCUCGCGCCCCCAGAUUGACUCGGUUCUUGAUCUUGCCAAGUGCACCAUUGUAUCCGAGCUCUCCAAUGAGAAGUUUGACUCGUAUGUCCUUUCUGAAUCAAGCCUCUUCGUGUACCCGUACAAGGUUGUCAUCAAGACCUGCGGUACCACCAAGCUCCUGCUGGCCAUCCCAAGGAUUCUUGAGCUUGCCGAGGAGUUGGCCCUGCCACUUGCUGCUGUGAAGUACUCCCGUGGGGCAUUCAUAUUCCCUGAAGCACAGCCUUCUCCACACAAGAACUUCUCUGACGAGGUUGCCUUCCUGAAUGGCUACUUCGGUGGGCUCAAGUCUGGCGGCAAUGCCUAUGUUAUCGGCGAUCCUGCAAAGCCAGGCCAGAAGUGGCAUGUCUACUACGCCACCCAGCAGCCUGAGCAGCCUGUGGUCAAUCUUGAGAUGUGCAUGACUGGUCUGGACAAGAAGAAAGCUUCCGUUUUCUUCAAGACCUCUGCUGAUGGCCACACAUCUUGUGCCAAGGAGAUGACCAAGCUCUCUGGCAUCUCUGACAUAAUCCCGGAGAUGGAGAUCUGUGACUUUGAUUUCGAGCCGUGUGGCUACUCCAUGAACGCCAUCCAUGGCUCUGCUUUCUCCACCAUUCAUGUCACCCCCGAGGACGGCUUCAGCUAUGGUAGCUAUGAGGUCAUGGGGUUAGACCCUGCCUCCAUGGCCUAUGGUGACCUGGUCAAGAGGGUGCUGCGAUCCUUUGGCCCGUCUGAAUUCUCUGUUGCUGUGACCAUCUUCGGCUGCCCUAGCCUUGCUGGGACCUGGGGCGAGAGGCUGAAUGUUGGGGUCUAUGAUAGCACCAACAUGGUCGUCCAGGAGCUGCCUGGCGGGGGCUCUCUCAUCUACCAGAGCUUCACUGCUGCCGGUGAAGACUCCAGUGGGUCGCCAAGAUCUGUUCUGAAUUGCUACGUUGAUGGCAAUUUACAGAGUGCAUCCAAGGUGGAUGCUUUCCUUUGCUGGGAAGACGAUGCUGCGCAGGAGAAGGAUGAGAGGAGGGGGGAUGGUAAGAAGAUGAGGAGCUUCUGAUGGCGAUGCUAGCUGCCUAGCCGGUCUGAACGAGCUUGUGUUACGUCGGUUUGUUCUUAUUAGAGAUUUCCUGUUCCUGCUCUAGUGCUUUGUUAUGGACAAGUACCGGGAAAAUGGUGAGCGUUUUCUGCCAGUGUGAGCAGAUGUAUGGAAAUACCUGUAUUAUCAGAAACGCUGCAUGGUUUAUGAGUUUAUAAGAAUAAGCCUUGUAUUUAAUCAAA